GUAACAAACGCACAAUAUCAAGGGCAAAAUGUUCCGCAUCAUUCACUAGCAACAUCAUUUAUCAACGGUAAUCCCUCACAGUCAAUGCAUCAUCAACAACAACAGCAUCAACAGCUACAACAACAUCAACAACUACAACAACAACUACUACAACAACAACAACAACAGCAACAACUACUACUACGACAACAGCAACAAUGGCAACCACAACCUUUGCAACCAGAGAAUUCAGGUUUUAUUUUAAUUUAA
Loa loa (African eye worm) is the source of this 249-nucleotide messenger RNA. RefSeq lists its product as hypothetical. The annotation marks the transcript as partial. The transcript has a single exon. NCBI's taxonomy places the organism in Eukaryota, Metazoa, Nematoda, Chromadorea, Rhabditida, Onchocercidae. The record is from RefSeq and is a predicted model, not a curated record.